Haliotis rufescens (red abalone) is the source of this 2936-nucleotide messenger RNA. Its product is annotated as A disintegrin and metalloproteinase with thrombospondin motifs 18-like. The transcript is spliced from 14 exons. Gene Ontology annotation, biological process: proteolysis. The record is from RefSeq and is a predicted model, not a curated record. Bases 815 to 2362 code for a protein of 515 amino acids. Gene Ontology annotation, molecular function: metalloendopeptidase activity. NCBI's taxonomy places the organism in Eukaryota, Metazoa, Mollusca, Gastropoda, Lepetellida, Haliotidae.
GUAAAAUGAUAAUUGCAGCUGUUGUAUUCUUAUUAUCAGCGAACUCCGUUUGCAAUGCGAUAAGAGAUGUGUGUUAAACGUGUGUUAGACGUGUCACAACCCAAGUAAACAGUUCCAAUUGCUUUGGGAGGAUACUAUAAUUACAGUAAUUAGUUUCUCUGAAACUUAGAAACCUUCAAAUAUGUUCUUCAUUUAUGAUGCUGGCGAAAAAUAGGAAAGAUUUUCACCUGCGUCUAACAAUUUCUUCCACACUGCACAAGGCUGAACAAAAACUGACUACUACAUUGUUGCACAUGCAUUUUUUCUCCUCCCUGUCUUCUCGUGUUCCGGGUCAGUCUUUGACAGUCGGCGUAAUUCAUGGAAUAUCAUUAGUGUUAACACUUUGCUGCCGGUACAGUGCCUCAGCGCCCUGCAAGGCUGAAGAGGGGGCAGCUCCGUAUCUUAAAAGUUGAACAUCUCGUCUGCUUGUCACAACACAUGCGAGAGUUUCUAUCUCUAACAACAAAUUAUCGAGCGAGGCUAAAGCCGAAUAGGCUUGUAGUAGCAAUAGGGCGGAUUUGUGCAGAUCGCGUGGCUUCGAGAAGUCGUGGAACAUGGCCUGGGCGUGAUAAUGUCCUGUUCUGACAAAUCUGAUUGAUUCAGUGGAUACUUGAUGCAAGUGUACAAGUCGUUUUACCAAAUCUGUGCAUCCCUACGCUAACAGGGGCAUUACCUAGACACACUUAUCCAAAUAGGUGCACCUGACGCCGGGCCCGUGCUGCUGACCGUCAUCGACCACGGCGAGAUCGUCAGGGAUCAUGUCAAAAUAAAACCGAUGUCAGGACGUGAUCAGCUGGCAAAGUUUCAGUCGGGUCGACGUAAGUCAGAAAUCAUAGACCUAAAACCCCGUAAAACUCCGGGCCACACGAGACCUCUAGCCUUCACAGAGGACAUACACCAUGAGGAUUUCAUGAAGAAACCGUUUCUUGGACACAGAUCAAAGAGACAGGCGGUUGGGAACUUUCUUGUCGAGACCAUCAUCAUUCUAGAUUAUCCAGUAUUUCUGUUCUGGAGUAGGAGGAACAGGAACGACAACGUCGCCACGAAGCAGGAGAUGGUGGACUACUACGCCAACAUCGUGGAAGCUGUAAACAGACGUUACGACAGUGUGACGUCACCCGGCUUCACCCUAGACAUCGUUGUCAACGCCAUCAUAAUAGCUGAGAACCCUCUCCAGUCGCCAUGGACACAGAACCUGAACGUCAGUAACCGGAUUGACGCAGACAGAGCACUGGACAGUCUGGAGGCGUUCUUGUUGAUCACAGGCGGCGUUAUAGCGGGGAUUCCCUACGAUCAUACCUUCAUUAUUACAGGAUACGAUUUGGUUCGGGGCGAAAGCACAUCCACGGCAGGUAUAGCCUCGUUCAGGGUGUGUAACGUCAGAUCAGGCUCCAUCUCGGAAGACAUCAGGAGCGAGUCGACUGCUGGCAUCAUCGCCCACGAGAUUGGGCAUGCACUCUCUGCUCUUCACGACGGUGACGGCAACAGCUGUGACGGCACCGCCAAAUUCAUCAUGGCCCCGUCCCUCGGUAUUCCCCCACGGAGCCAGGCGUCCAACCCUUGGCUCUUCUCCACCUGUUCCAUUGCCUACUUCAGAGUAUUUUUGGCCAGAUCAUCUGCAUCCUGCACGCGAACCGUGACCGGAAGUCCACUGAACUUAUCUCCCUUCCUCACUGAGCCGUUUGGUCAGAAGUACCCAGCCGAUGUACAAUGUGAGAUAUUUCUCGGAACUGGAUCAAAGCUCUGUAGGGAUCUGUAUAUGGGCGAGGAAAGGACAUUUGACGACAUGUGCAGGUCGAUGUUCUGUGACGAUCCAGGCUCUCGGUUCUGUUUCUCUAUACCCGCUCACGAUGGCACAUCCUGUGGAAAUAGAAAGUGGUGUCAGUUAGGACAAUGUGUCGUCUCGGGGGCCGCUCCUCCCACACCGGAGAACUGCCCCGCUGGAGAUGAUCCGGAUGUCCUGUGUAAUGCCAAUUCCUGCUCCACCCCGAUCUUGAGGGACUUCCUAUGCUGUGCAACAUGUAAUGGUAUUGCCACCGAGACGCCAGUGCGCACGCGCGGUUUGACGUCAGCGUCCAUCUUUGCUGUGACCAAUGCCGCUUCUGCGCUCAACUCAAGAGGGCCUACAACAGCAUCGAUGAUGCCACGGCCGACGAUGAUGUCAAGACAACCUCGUGGCAGAACAACAGUAUCAAUGUUUGAAAGACCAAGGAUGAAAAAAACAACAGCGUCAAUGUUUGACAGACCAAGGAUGAAGAAGACCACUGCAUCUGUAUUUCACUUCAGAAGGCCAGGAAGAACCACGGCCUCCAUGUUUCCUUGACUUGUUAGCAUGGGAUAAUUUAAUCUAUUUUUACACUGAACUCUCCUUAAGUACUGGAGAUCAUCGAUAAUAUCUGUUUGCAAUGUUGGAUAGUGCCGAGACAUUCUGACAUGACGAUUAAGUUUGUUCGUCUCAAACGAUAAAUAGACAUUAUGGGGAUCAUGUUAACAAGGUGUAAUGUCAAAACACAGUUGACAUUUACCAGGUGUAAUUCAGGAAAAUAUUUAAAGAUAAAGGCUGCUCGAAGUGAUUGUUUUAAAAUAUAGGUGUGGGAUUUUUACAGCAAAGUUUUAUUACUUUUGUUAGAACUAUGGCUCGGCAGAUCCGCUAACCAAAAAAUUAAAACACCUUAUUUGUUGUUUCUUCCGGUUAGUAUUGACAUGGAAUCAGACAAGUGUCAAGAAAAGCUCGAUGUUUAAUAGAGGUUCCUGAUCUUCUCAAUUACAAAACUUGUGAUUUUACACACACACACACACACACACACACACACACACACACACACGCACACGCACGCACGCACGCACUUAGCCCAGGGUUAAUGUUCAAGGAAAGUAAUGUUACUUUUCACAAUGAC